This is a messenger RNA of Momordica charantia (bitter melon), 1762 nucleotides long. RefSeq names its product cysteine proteinase mucunain. Gene Ontology annotation, biological process: proteolysis. Gene Ontology annotation, molecular function: cysteine-type peptidase activity. The record is from RefSeq and is a predicted model, not a curated record. NCBI's taxonomy places the organism in Eukaryota, Viridiplantae, Streptophyta, Magnoliopsida, Cucurbitales, Cucurbitaceae.
UAAUUUGUGUAUAUAAAGUCGCCCCCUCUUCCACUUUCUUCUGCACUUUCAUCCUACUGAAACAACAAACAGAGGCGAAAAUAGCGAAGAUGGGGCCCUACCGAUCCUCCCCGAUCAUGCUUCUUCUCUUCUUCAUCGCGAUAACUCUAUCAUCGGCGAUGGACUAUUCGAUCAUCUCCGGCAGGACGGACGAGGAGGUGAUGGCGCUGUACCGGGAGUGGUGUGCCAAGCACGGAAAGCAGCACAACGGCCUGGGAGCAGAGCGGGAGAAUCGAUUCGAGAUUUUCAAGGACAAUCUCAAGUACAUCGACGAAAUCAACUCCCAAAAUUUGCCCUACCGAUUAGGUCUGAACGUCUUCGCAGAUCUGACCAACGACGAGUACCGAUCCAAGUACCUGGGACCCAAACGCGCCGCCGGUUCACGGCGGAACAAGACGAGCAGCCGCUAUCACCCUCGCCUUGGGGAUAAUCUGCCGGAUUCCAUCGAUUGGAGGGAGAAAGGAGCGGUCGUUGGGGUCAAAGACCAGGGAAGUUGUGGGAGUUGCUGGGCUUUCUCAACAAUAGCUGCCGUGGAAGGCAUAAACCAGAUUGUUACAGGAGACUUGAUAUCAUUAUCAGAACAGGAGCUGGUGGAUUGCGACAAUUCUUAUAACGAAGGUUGCAAUGGAGGCCUAAUGGACUAUGCCUUCGAAUUCAUCAUCAACAACGGCGGCAUUGACACUGAAGAAGAUUAUCCUUACAACGGCUUUGAUAGCUCCUGCAUCCAAUAUAAGAAAAAUGCCAAGGUUGUUUCGAUUGAUGAUUAUGAAGACGUCCCUGUAAACAAUGAGAAAGCACUGCAAAAAGCAGUAGCUAAUCAGGUUGUGGCUGUUGCAAUUGAAGGAGGUGGGAGAAGUUACCAGCUAUAUGAAUCGGGUAUAUUCACUGGAAGGUGUGGAACAGCCUUGGACCACGGUGUUAAUGUGGUUGGAUAUGGGUCGGAAGGGGGCGUCGAUUAUUGGAUUGUGAGGAACUCAUGGGGAAAGAGCUGGGGUGAGAAAGGCUACAUAAGGAUGCAACGCAACGUCCCUUCCAAAAAUGGUCUCUGUGGGAUUGCAAUGGAACCCUCUUACCCCAUUAAAAAUGGACCAAACCCACCAAAUCCAGGCCCAACCCCUCCAAGUCCGGUGAAACCUCCAUCUGUAUGCGAUGAAUAUUACUCCUGUCCCGCCUCUGAAACUUGCUGCUGCAUCUUCGAGUUCUCAAACUUGUGCGUUGAAUGGGGAUGCUGCCCACUCGAAAGCGCUACCUGCUGUGAUGACCAUUACAGCUGCUGCCCCCAUGACUACCCCAUCUGUAACGUCCGCGCUGGAACCUGCUUGAGGGGCAAGAACGAUCCUUUUGGAGUGAAGGCGAUGAGGCGCACUGCAGCUGCAGCUAAACCAUCGUGGGCAUUUGGAGACGCAAGUGUUGGAAAGAGCAGUGCUUAAAAAGGUUGCAGCUUGGUGGAGGGUUGAGAUUCAACCCAAGGCUGAAAAGACAGAUUCGUUACUGUUGGAUCAAUACUCUCCAAGUCUCACACAUUUAAGUUUAAUGGUCGUUUAAAUUUAUCAGACAAUGACUGUAUAUAGGACAUAAUUCGAAUUCGAACACUUGAGACACCGAUUGUUGUCAAGUUAUAUUAGCACUUUGUCUCUGAGUAAAAUGCAGGCCAAUUGUGGCCUUGUUAAUUAUGAUCUGCUGUAUCAUUUCAAUGGUAUUUAAACUGUUUCUACCUUCUAAA